AGUCAUGCCAUAAAUGUGGAAGUGCCUGGGGUAGGCUAAAUCCAUUAGAGAGUUUGAAUGAAUCUCCAAUGUGUCGUUGACCGUGUCGCGCUUUGAGCACUUGACUGUGCUCCCGCCCACGUGGAGGUAAUCUGAGCAGACAGCAAUUGGCUCGAGCUCAGCUGUCUGAAUGACAGACAACAACACUCAGAAUUUUUUACCCUGGCACUGGAGAUCAACACCGCGCAUACGACAUUAAAACGCAUACAUGUUUUAUGUAAAAGAGUCCAUAUUCUUAUAGUUUUGAAGGCCGGUCGGUUAGUGGGUCGCCAUGAGGGCCCUGGACUUGCUCCUGCUGUCAUGUUGCUGGUGUGGCUUCUACCAGCUGGGAGAUGCAUCGGAGGGAGAAAAGCAGCUGAUGAAGGACCUCUUCACCAACUACAACCUGAAGGUUCGCCCUGCGCCCAAGCCUGGUGCCAAGGUGGUGGUCCGUGUUGGCAUGAUUCUGUCCUCCUUCGUUAGCCUGAACAUGAAAGCAGAAGAGAUGAGCACCAUCGUUAUCAUGAACCUGGAGUGGACUGACCACCGUCUCUCAUGGAACCCUAAAGACCAUGAUGGGAUUGAGGUGAUGCGACUUCCUGCUGGGAAGGUCUGGCUGCCUGACAUUGUACUCAUCAACAAUAAUGACGGCGUGUUUGAUGUGGCCCUCCAGGUUGCAAUCCAGGCGUAUAGUACUGGCCGGGUGACCUGGGCUCCGCCCGCCCUCUUCGUCAGCUCCUGUGGGGUCAAGGUGACGUACUUCCCGUUUGAUUGGCAGAACUGCACCAUGGUGUUCCAUUCCAUGACCUACGACUCAUCAGAGAUAGACCUACAGCAUGCCCUGGAUGACGAAGGCCGCGAGAUCAGAGAGAUUCAAUACGAUGGGGGCUUCAGUGAGAGCGGUGAGUGGUACAUCCGCCACCAGCCCAGCAGGAAGAACGAGAACCGCGCAGAGUUGUACGAGGACAUCACCUUCUACCUGAUCAUCGAGAGGAAGCCCCUCUACUACGUCUUCAACAUCAUCAUCCCCUGUAUCCUCAUCACCUGCAUCGCCAUCUUCAACUUCUACCUGCCGCCCGACGCUGGUGAGAAGAUGGGUCUGUCCAUCAAUGUGCUCCUCACCCUCACCGUGUUUCUGCUGCUGCUGGCUGACAAGGUCCCAGAGACCUCUUUGGGCGUACCCAUCAUCGUAAACUACCUCAUGUUCACCAUGGUCCUGGUGACCUUCUCCGUCAUCCUCAGUGUGGUGGUCCUCAACCUGCACCACCGAUCCCCCUCCACACACCACAUGCCUGUGUGGGUCCGCAAGAUCUUCAUCCACAUGCUCCCUCCGUACCUGGGCAUGCUGCGACCCAAAGUGGAGACGCCCUUCUCCCAGGAACAGCCCCCCAGGCGAGAGAAAAACAACAUGGCCAUCAGCCGUGCCGCCGACGAAUACUUCAUACGCAAGCCCAACACCUGCUUCCUUUUCCCCAAGCCCAACAGGUAUCAGUCGGAGGGCCUGUGCACAGACCUGAGGAAGUUCAUUGACGGGCCCAGCCACUUCCUGACUCUGCCCCCGGAGCUGAAGUCAGCCAUCGAGGCCAUCACCUACAUAGCCGAGCAGCUACAGGCUGAGAAAGACUUUGCAGCACUGAAGGAGGACUGGCAGUACGUGGCCAUGGUAGUGGAUCGUAUGUUCUUGUGGAUCUUUGUGGUCUUCACCACCCUGGGAACCCUGGGCAUCUUCGCCGACGCCAGCUUUAACCACACCCCCAGCGACCCCUUCCAGUACCCAUGACAUGGAACCCACGCGCGCACACACACACACACACACACACACACACACACACAAAUACACCCAUGGAAAGGAAUGCACGGAGAAACACAUGCACAAAGUGCCCAAAUUAUACCUCAGCAACCCUCAGAAGCCAUGGCAGUGACCCCUGACCUCUAAAGCAACAGCCAUUGGUACAACUGUACAUGUCAGGAACUGCACACAUUACCUUACACUGAAGCAUUUCUCCGUUCGCCAUUCCCUGGGCUGAAGUCUAACAUUACUGAAAUUCUGGGCAUGUCAGGCGGCUCAGGGCAGGACUGCUGAUCCAGGAUCAGGUUCCCGCUUCUGUUGGAUCUUUUUCAGUAUGUUCUGAAAGGACCAACUGAUCCCGGGGCAGCGCUCCUCUUCUGAGACGCUUCAUGAAUGUGACCCAUACUGCUGUUUGUGGUGUGAGAGGAUGAAGAUAGUGGAAGUUGGAUACUGUAACUGUAUGUGGGUCUUUCUUCUGAGUGGGGUAACGGGUAGCAUAUCUGAUAGUGGACAACUUUUCAGAAAUGGGACAUGUAAUAUUUAAUAUUCAUUUAAAGCAUUUAAUAUUCUUCCAAAAAAAUCCCUCAUGUGCUGUGCUGUCCUGGCUGUCUAGACACACCCCCAAACCCCGACCCUAGACAUUUGGGGACAGUUUUGUGGACCCAGAUUAAGCCCAGUACUGGAGUAAGAAAAUCAAACGCACUUGAGCUUUAUUGCCUGCUGAUAUUCACCAAGCCAACCUGAGGGUAAGAUGGAGCUCUCACCAUGUCACCACCCAAUGGUCCCUCUCAGAUCCCCACAGGUGUCUCUGGAGGGUAGGGCCAAAGGGUUGUUUCUGAACCGGAUGUGGGUCUGAAGAUAACAUUCUCAGUCUGUCACUUAGGUCCUGUCUAAAAUGCUGUCAGAUGUUUGCUUCUUCUGUUCGUGGUAGAAUUUCAGUUCCAUUUCCUUGAUUCACCGCAACCUCCCUUAUCCCCUGUUCUCCCCUCACCGGAUUAGAAGGCCAAAGGUCCCUCCGCUCUAACCUUCCUAUCCAGUGGGCUUUGAGAAAGUGGCAGGAAGAGAGGAUGUGCAAUCUGAGAAAUGCAUUUGGGAUUCUCCUCUUGUACACUCCUACGGUACAUUUCUCACCUCCCUCUCAAAGCAGCGGCGUUUCUCCUCUCAGGCUCCAUUGCUCUUUGACAGGAUGGUGUGGAGGAAACAAGGACAAACAGCAAGAACAUACAAAGAUAGUACUUGACCUUCAUGAGUAUUUUUGAUUGUUCAUUGUUUUACUGAUUAUUGUUAUAAUAUUUAUUUCUGUAAUACAUUAAUAUCCACUAUGGAAAAACAUUGAAAUGCCGUUGAUUAUCUUCAUUCAUCAGGACUUUUUUUUUUAGAAAGGCCAUAAAAGAUCGAGAGGUUGACUGAAGCACCAACAGUUCUGGUUACUAGACAUAACAUAAAGCUUGCAGUGUCCAUGUUUCAUUGUGUGACAUUUUGAAUGACAUGUUGGUGUUUGACUGUUAUGAGAUACAGUUGGGAUCUAAUUGUGCGUAUCUAGACCUGCGUUUGGGUAUGUACACCUCAUGCUGCAAGAAAAAUCUUUUUGAAUGUGAAAUUUUUACCUUAACUAUUGACCCUGAUUGACACGCUUCGAACCCGUCAUUUAAAGAAAGACCCACAUGCCUUUCACUGUCCGUGUCAGAAUGUGUCUGUGUAGCUAGAGAUCUAUGUAUACCUCUUAUAAUGGGCUGUGUAUAUUUGUUUGUAUUCGGGCAAUACUUAUAGUAUGCACACAAACACACACUGAAACACCUGUCAAGC
Esox lucius (northern pike) is the source of this 3613-nucleotide messenger RNA. It is a transcript of the gene chrnb1, whose product is annotated as cholinergic receptor, nicotinic, beta 1 (muscle). The record is from RefSeq and is a predicted model, not a curated record. The coding region runs from base 311 to 1798 and encodes 495 amino acids. Gene Ontology annotation, molecular function: acetylcholine-gated monoatomic cation-selective channel activity; transmembrane signaling receptor activity. Gene Ontology annotation, cellular component: synapse; postsynaptic membrane; neuron projection. The transcript has 11 exons. Gene Ontology annotation, biological process: nervous system process; monoatomic ion transmembrane transport; chemical synaptic transmission. Lineage: Eukaryota; Metazoa; Chordata; Actinopteri; Esociformes; Esocidae.